UAUGCCCCUUUGCUUCUUUUACUACUUAUCUCCCUCUUAAUUUUUAUUUACUUUCUUAACCAAACUUGAAUGUUGUAGGCACUCCGUCGCUUACGACGUGGAGGGUUCCAGUUGAUCCGAUCAACGGAACAGCCUGCUCGUGAAAUUAACGUGCAAAUGGCUGAGCACUCCACAGACACGUGUACCCUUAACAUAGUUCUCGGGGAUAUUCAGCGUGACACAGUGUGACAAGGCUGACCCUUUGAAUUACAGGCACAACAGAAACUCAAGAAGUAAGAGUGAAAGAGUAGAGCAGGGUUCGGCACCAUCCCCUGCCGGACCCUCGUGGAGCUUUAGGUGUUUUCGCUCAAUAAACACUCACAACGCCCGGUCUGGGAAUCGAAACCGCGAUCCUACGACCGCGAGUUCGCUGCCCUAACCACUGGGCCUUUGCGCCUCCACAAACUUUAACAAUAGUGAAACGCCCAUCACCAUCUUUUGUCUUCUUUAAUUUUCACCCCUGAUUGAAUAACAGCAAUACGUGCAUGUAUCGCACUCACUACUGAUUGGUUAUUAGGUUUUCUUGCACAAUCAAUGUCACUUCCGUCAUGUCAGUAUGACUCCUCACACAAUAUCUUCACACGUUAGAAAUAUCUUCUUUAUUUAGACUGUGUUAGUAAUAAUUAAUUAAGACUUCAAAUUAACCCAACAGAUUGAUGAUUAAUCAGAAGAAGCAGAUAGAGAUGUAAGAAAUAGUUAAAGGGCGAUCUUAUGGUACACAUAAAGUUGUCCUAAAUAUAUCAAUGUCCUCAUUAAUUUCAAUUCAUCUCUCGUUAUUUCAGCUUAAAACUUAAAUUGCUUUAUUAUCAAAUAUCAUUGGAAGAACUGUUUAUCAGAUAUCAUCAUCAGCAUCAUUUAACAUCCAUUUUUCCAUGCUGGCAUGUGUUGGACAAUUUGAUGUGAACAAAUAAAACGGAACUGAGCCAGGCUUCAGUGUCUAUCUUGGCCUUUAAUAUAAACCACGUCGCAAUGUGUACUGAAUGCCUGUUUUUGUGGCACGAACACUGGUGAGGACACGGGUUGGGUAGAGCACUGAGGGACAAGAACAAUUGUCUAGCUGAAGAGGUGAAUAUAUGGCUUGUUCAUGUAUACAUGUAUAUGUAAUCAAUGUUAUCUUUUCAAAGACUAAAUGUUUCAUAGAACAGACAUAAAUGUUCUUUAUACACAUUUAUGAUAGAAUAACAUUGAGGUAUUUCUUCUCAACUAAGUUUCAUAAAAACAUUUCUCUAUUUCACUGGCUGCAGUAUUUAUGAAAAGAUUUUAUAUCUUAAUUGAACUCUCAUUGCAAAAGGAUUCAAAGCAUCUUCAGAUAUCAUCAAAGAUCACAACUGGUGGAAUUAUAGAAGUAUGUAUUGCAUUAAUGAUACAAGAGAAGAAAAUUGCUGCAUUUUUUGAUGAGAAAAGAAAAAUUAUGGAAAAUGAAUUGUGUAAGAAAGUUAACUGUUAAAAGGUAGUUGUAAAAUACUGGUUUUUCUGAUAAUAUGGAGAAGGAGAUAGAUAAAACAUCAUAUCACUGUGAUGUCUGUGAUAAAUCAUUCUCUCGGAAACAGAAAUUGAAGGUUCACAAAUGCAUUCGCAUUGGAAAAAAACCACAUGGCUUAAAUAUUUGUAGUGAAUCAUCCUCUCAAAGUAGUGAUGUAACUAGACAUAAACUCAUUAAUACAGAAAAGAAACCUUAUUAUUGUGAUAUCUGUGGUAAAUCAUUCUCUCGAAAUGAUAACUUAAGAACCCACAAACGUAUUCACACAGGAGAGAACCCAUAUCAUUGUGACAUCUGUGGUAAAUCAUUCUCAAGAAGUGAUCACCUAACUAAACACAAACGAAUUCAUACAAGAGAGAAGCCAUAUCACUGUGAUAUCUGUGGUAAAUCGUUCCCUAUAAGUAGUAAGGUAACUAUUCACAAAUGUAAUCAUAUAAGAGAAAAACCAUAUCGCUGUGAUAUCUGUGGUAAAUCAUUCUCUCAAAAUGCUAACUUGACUAUUCAUAAGCGAAUUCAUACAGGAGAGAAGCCAUAUCGCUGUGUUAUCUGUGGUAAAUCAUAUUCUCAAUGUGGCAUGUUAACUGUUCACAAACGAACUCAUACAGGAGAGAGACCAUAUCAAUGUGAUGCCUGUGGUAAAUCGUUCACUGCAAGAAGUGAUUUAAGGUGCCACAAAGAUAUUCAUAGAAAAGUGAAACCAUAUCGCUGUGAUAUCUGUGGUAAUUUAUUCGCUCAAAAACCUAACUUAAUUGCACACAAACGGAUUCACACUGGAGAAAAACCAUAUCGCUGUGAUAUAUGUGGUAAAAAAUUCAACCAAAAACAUCAUGUAACUGAACACCAACAUAUUCAUACAGGUAGGAAGCCACAUCGCUGUGAUAUAUGUGGUAAAACAUUCGUUGUAAAUGCUAAAUUAACUAUACACAAAUGUAUACAUACAGGAGUGAAACCAUUUCGCUGUGAUAUCUGUGGUAAAACAUUCCCUGCAAAUUAUAAGUUGACCAGACACAAACGUGUUCAUACCGGAGAGAGACAAUUUCCCUGUGGUGUCUGUGGUAAAUCAUUCCGUGAAAAUUAUACAUUGACCAUACACAAACGUAUUCAUACAGGAGAGAAACCAUUUCGUUGUGAUGUCUGUGGUGAAUCAUUCUCUCGACUAUCUAACUUUACUAAACACAAAGGUAUUCAUAUGUAAGAGAAACUGUAUCAAUGUCAAAAUUUACUUAGUUAAACCUUUCACUCCCUACAAACCUUCAGUGACUUUUCUUUAUUGUUCCCAACUCUGAGCUCUUUACCUCUCCCAUAUCUUGUUGGUUUUCAAUUUAUGUUGAAGUUUCCCUUAUUUUACUUUUUUUUCUAAGAACGGGUAUUGGCACUACACACAAAUUCAUUUUCAUCUCUGUAGGUGAUCCAUAUGUUUGACCUCUAUCCUUUGACCUGUCCAGUAUGUGAGGCUUUGCCAGGAACCUAUUGCUUUUCUAGCAUAGUUUUUAGGGUCAUUGGGUCUCACAUGCCCCUACAUUGCAACAAGGACUUGAAGUUGCAGUGCAAUAUCAGUAUUUAUGCUGUACUGAACACAGUACAGUAUGUGUAAUAUUUAACUUUUUAUUAUUAAAGUUGUUUCUUUUUUUCUCAUUUGUAUCAUCAUCAUCAUCAUCGUUUAACGUCCGCUUUCCAUGCUGGCAUAGGUUGGAGAGUUUGCCUGAGGGCUGGCAAGCCAGAAGGCUGCACCAGGCUCCAAUUCAGUGUGUGACUCAUAGAUUGGAUGAGGAGAAUGUGUGUCAUUUUAUUUUGUACUUUCUUGAUUUGUUUGUAAAUCUGUAGAUAUAAGCCAAAUGAUGAUGGGUACAAACAAAGCAAUUUAUAGUCAAGUGCAAGUUCCACAUUAAUGCACCAGAAUGUUCUCUUUUUCUCAGGACUUUUAAUGAUGCAUUCACAUCUGCUGGGAGGCUGACCUCUACAAGAGAGCAGGAUAUCAUCUCUUGUCGGACAAAACAUCAUAUCUGUUCUGUUUGCACUGGAUUGCUUAUUUUUAUUGGAGUAUUACAUCAGCUAAGUAACAGCCACUUCAUGUGAUUGGCUGAUUAGCUGACCAAUAAGCAUCAAGACAUCACUUGAUGCAACUUUCUCAAACCUAGUACUAUCCUAAUAAGGCUUAUAAAUAGACUAGUUUUGGAUGCCAAAUAUCAGUGUUGGGAAUUGUUACCAUGGAAGCCACAUUCUCAGUUUUCAACAUCUUACAGUUGUUUUAACAACUUUGUAUUCAGCCAAGCAAACAGGAGCUGUGGUAGUGCAGUUCUGUUUUAACAAUAGUUCUACUCCAGAGCAGUGGAAAACUGCCACUGUCAUUCCUCUGUACAAAAAGGGUGACUACAUGUUGCCUGUCAACUAUCAUCCAGUCAGUUUUACCAGCUGCAUUGCCAAACUGAUGGAAUCCUGUGUCAGGGAAACACUCUGGAAUUCUCACAGCCUUAUUUGGUCCUUACAGUUUGGAUUUAUCCCAAACUCCAGCUGCUGCGAUCAUCAAGUUUCUUGAAGACAUCACCCAGGUCAGUGAUGGCUGCUCAUGGGUGAAUGUUGUUUACCUUGACUUUACUAAAGCUUAAUUCUAUGCCACACAGAAGACUUGUGGUAAAACUCUCUGCAAUGGGUGUGAAAGAUGAUCUUUUUAACUGGUUGGAGUCCUUCAUUCUUAGCCAAAAAAGAGGUAGUCACGGUUCUAGGAGAGCAUUCUUCACCCUGUGAGAUAUCAUCUGGUGUACUGCAGGGAUCUGUUUUUGGUCACCUUUUGUUUGUUGUAUACACUAAUGACAUAGAUGCCAACUUGAAGAAUUUCACAGUGCUCAAAUGUGCAGAUGACAUCAAGCUGUACCUUGAGAUAAAAAGGACAGAUCCUGAACACUAGAUCUUUCCUGCAAUCAGGUUUGACACAGUGCAACAAUGGAUCACGGACUGGCAACUGAAGCUGGCUGUGGACAAGUGUACCUCGAUGCAUUUUGAGAGGAAAACCCAGUGUCCACAUACUCUCUCCACAAUGCUAUUAUCAAGUCUUCUUGUGAACAUGACACAGGGCAUAUACUGUCAGCACCGAUUUGUGCUGGACAAAGCAUAUCUCUAAAACUGUCAAAAAGGCCAAGGAUGUCUUGCCAUCUCUCAGCAAGACCUUUGUCAGCCACUCUCCAGCUAUCUAUUUGAGGCUGUAUAUGGCUAUGGUGUAGCCACACAUGGAAUUUGCAUCACCAGUCUGGAACCCCUAUCUUGCUCAGGACAUUGGACCUCCUUGAAACUGCUCAGAGACGUGCAACCAAGCGAAUACCCUCCAUUAGGCAUCUGUCAUACCUUGCGUCCCUGGGCAUAGGUACCUUGAAGCUCCAACAUCUGGCAACUGACUUGGUAAACACCCACAAAAUUAUUAACCAUUGCACACUCUCUGAGUGGUUGGCGUUAGGAAGGGCAUCCAGCUGUAGAAACUCUGCCAAAUCAGACUGGAGCCUGGUGUUGCCAUCCGGUUUCACCAGUCCUCAGUCAAAUCGUCCAACCCAUGCUAGCAUGGAAAGCGGACGUUAAACGAUGAUAAUGAUGAUGAUGAUAUAUAUAUAUAUAUAUAUAAUUAUGAUAAUAUUAGGGAAAAAAUUCCAAAUUUACAGGGAAAAAUUCAAUUUAAUUUAUCAAAAUUAAAUUAAAUUUCACAAUAUAUAAUAUGUAAAUAUAUA
This is a messenger RNA of Octopus bimaculoides (California two-spot octopus), 5232 nucleotides long. RefSeq lists its product as uncharacterized. NCBI's taxonomy places the organism in Eukaryota, Metazoa, Mollusca, Cephalopoda, Octopoda, Octopodidae. The record is from RefSeq and is a predicted model, not a curated record.